AUGGAGAUCUUAAGCAACCUGACAUCUAAAUUUCCAAACUUCUUGCUGACUGGCAUUCCUCUCCUAGAGUCUGUCCAUGUGUGGAUCUCUAUCCCUUUUUGUUAUCUCUAUGCCAUUGCCCUCUCUGGGAACAGCAUGAUCCUAUUUGUCAUCAUUACCCAGCAGAGUCUCCAUGAGCCCAUGUACUAUUUCCUCUCCAUGCUUUCAACUGCUGACUUGGGCUUGACUGUUUCUACAAUGUCAACAACAUUAGGUAUCCUCUGGUUUGAUGCAGUUGAAAUCAAUCUAAAUACCUGCAUUAUCCAGAUGUUUUUUCUACACGGAUUUACCUUCAUAGAAUCUGGGGUGCUGGUGGCUAUGGCCUUUGACCGCUAUGUGGCCAUCUGUGAUCCUCUGAGGUACGCUACCAUUCUCACUAAUUCUAGAAUCAUUCAGAUGGCUGUAGUAUUAAUAGUACCACUACUCUUGCUCCUUAAGCCCCUCAAUUUCUGUAAAGCUAAUAUCCUUUCCCACUCCUACUGCUACCACCCAGAUGUGAUUAAAUUAGCAUGUUCAGAUACUCGGGCCAACAGCAUCUGUGGAUUAAUUGAUCUCAUCCUGACUACAGGAGUAGAUACACCAUGCAUUGUCCUGUCUUAUAUCUUGAUCAUUUACUCUGUUCUCAGUAGUGCCUCCCCUAAAGAACGACAUAAGGUUUUUAGCACCUGUGUCUCCCACAUUGGAGCAGUGGCUGUUUUCUAUAUCCCCAUGAUGAGCUUGUCCUUGGUGCAUCGCUAUGGUCCAUCAGCCCCCAAAGUUGUCCAUUCGAUGAUGGCAAAUAUCUAUCUUCUUUUGCCUCCAGUGCUCAACCCGAUCAUCUAUAGUGUAAAAACAAGACAGAUUCGCAAGGCUAUACACGCAGUCUUCUCCUUACAAAAUAAACAGAGAUAA
Molecule: messenger RNA, 930 nt
Organism: Enhydra lutris kenyoni (northern sea otter)
Lineage: Eukaryota; Metazoa; Chordata; Mammalia; Carnivora; Mustelidae
Product: olfactory receptor 51F1-like
Biological process (GO): G protein-coupled receptor signaling pathway
Cellular component (GO): membrane
Molecular function (GO): olfactory receptor activity; G protein-coupled receptor activity
Source: RefSeq, a predicted model, not a curated record